Molecule: messenger RNA, 453 nt
Organism: Helobdella robusta
Lineage: Eukaryota; Metazoa; Annelida; Clitellata; Rhynchobdellida; Glossiphoniidae
Exons: 4
Biological process (GO): NADP+ biosynthetic process; NAD+ metabolic process
Cellular component (GO): mitochondrion
Molecular function (GO): NAD+ kinase activity
Source: RefSeq, a predicted model, not a curated record
GGAAAUUUUAAAUUAGAGAAAGCAGUAAUUGUUAGGAAGGUGACCAGGUACGAAUAUGAGAAAUACAUUUUGAAGCCUGAUCUGACUGAGGAUCAACUCAAAAUUUACAUCAACAAAAAGGGUUCUAAUUAUGAUUUUCUCUACCUACGCCACCAAGAAUACAUAAAAAGUUUACUGGAUCUGGAGAAUGCUUUUGAGAAACGAGGAAUAAAGUACAGAUUAGUGCAACGCUACAACUUCAGGCCCCAACUAAUUGAUUGGGCAGAUGCUAUUUUCACGUGUGGUGGAGAUGGCACGUUCCUAUUGGCUGCCAGCAAAAUUCAAGUGCCUAACAAACCGGUGAUUGGAAUUAACUCUGAUCCAAUUAGAUCUGAAGGCUUUUUAUGCCUGCCUAGAAAAUAUUCCUCCAACAUCAUGCUGACUUUGGAUAAAAUUUUCAAAGGAGAAUUUAGG